Branchiostoma belcheri (Belcher's lancelet) is the source of this 2335-nucleotide messenger RNA. RefSeq names its product F-box/LRR-repeat protein 14-like. Gene Ontology annotation, molecular function: protein binding. Gene Ontology annotation, cellular component: SCF ubiquitin ligase complex. Lineage: Eukaryota; Metazoa; Chordata; Leptocardii; Amphioxiformes; Branchiostomatidae. The record is from RefSeq and is a predicted model, not a curated record. Bases 96 to 1292 code for a protein of 398 amino acids. Gene Ontology annotation, biological process: SCF-dependent proteasomal ubiquitin-dependent protein catabolic process. The transcript has 3 exons.
GUCACGUGACAGGGGUGAGCUGCGGGGUUAGUGGCAGGAAACCGUGCGGCUGUGGAGAGGAACCCGGCGGUGUGGGGUUCGAUUCCCACCCCGAAAUGGAUGAAAUCACCAUUUCAUGUCUCUUUCCCGAGAUCUUAGCGAUGAUCUUCAGCCACCUAGACGUCCGGGACAGAGGUAGAGCGGCGCAGGUGUGUAGGAGAUGGCGGGACGCCGCGUACUCCAGGUCUGUGUGGAGAGGCGUCGAGGCGAGGUUACAUCUCCGUCGGGCCAACCCGUCUUUGUUCCCGAGCCUCGUCUCCCGCGGAAUCCGUAAGGUUCAAAUACUGUCCCUUCGUAGGAGCCUGAGCUACGUGGUUCAAGGUAUGUCCAACAUCGUGUCGCUGAACUUGAGCGGGUGCUACAACCUCACAGACAUCGGACUGAGCCACGCGUUCACCCAGGACGUGCCGAGCCUGACGGAACUCAACCUGAGUUUGUGUAAACAGAUCACCGAUUCCAGUCUAGGACGCAUUGCUCAGUACCUCAAAAACCUGGAGCGGUUAGACUUGGGGGGUUGUUGUAAUAUCACUAACACUGGAUUGUUACUGUGUGCCUGGGGACUGCUGAAACUCAGGUAUCUCAACCUGAGAAGUUGUAGACACAUCUCAGACGUUGGCAUCGGACAUUUGUCAGGCAUGAGCAAGAACGCGGCGGAGGGGUGUCUGCACUUGGAACAUUUGUGCCUGCAAGACUGUCAAAAACUCACGGACUUGGCACUCAAGCAUGUCUCAAAGGGUCUGCAGAGAUUGAAAUGUCUGAACCUGAGUUUCUGUUGCGGGAUCUCAGACGGAGGCAUGAUGUACCUUGCCAAGAUGAGCAGCCUUAAGGAGCUGAACCUGCGCAGCUGUGACAACAUCUCCGACAUCGGGAUCGCACAUCUGGCGGACGGGAGCGCCACAGUCUCCCACCUCGAUGUCUCAUUCUGUGAUAAGGUUGGUGACUCAGCUCUGGGCCACAUUGCCCACGGACUGUUCCACCUGAAGAGCCUCAGCCUGGGGUCCUGCAACAUCAGCGACGAGGGGUUGAACAGGAUGGUACGGUCCAUGCACGAACUGACAACCCUGGACAUUGGGCAGUGUUACAAGAUAACGGACAAGGGCCUGGGACUCAUAGCCGAUAACCUGACACAGCUCACUAACAUAGACUUGUACGGCUGCACCAAGAUCACCACUGCUGGUCUGGAGAGGAUCAUGCAGCUCCCCAGGUUAAGUGUCCUGAACCUCGGCCUCUGGCACAGGUCAAGCUCUAGAUGAAGGGUCAAACAGCAGAGAUUUCUAUCAUAAACAUCACAGUACAGGCUGUAAUCCUAACUCAACCAGAGCCAAGAGUCUCUCUCUUAGGCUGAUAGGUCACAAUACCGUCAUGGUUGCAAGUUGCUUGGAAAGUAGGAGCAGGGUCAAGCUACAGGGUCAAGGGUCAGGAGAUGUCAUAGGUCACUAAAAAUGGAACAUGCGUUUCACUAACAUUGUAGUUCCCAACAAACACCUACUAGGAAACUGCAGUGCAUUUGACCAAAGGUCACAAUCAGGGAGGAAAAUGUGUAACAAACAUCAGUGCUUUGGUUGAGAUCAUGGUAGGCAGGACAAAUAGACUGACCCAGCUCAGUAAGGUCCCAGUAAACAACACAGGACUGACCCCCCCUCUCCAGGUUUGGUAUGUUUGCAAACAGGUACCAGCCUAUACAACUGUAGGUAGGAAUGCAGACACCCCAGCCAUACAGAGUCUAUGUCUUUAUACAGACUAGGGUAGACAGUAGGUACAACAACAAGGUAUGGCAGUCAUCAUUUAGGCUAGAGGGACAAGCACACAGAAAAACUACAAAGCAAUAACUAUUGUUAGAGUGCCAACAAAGUGGCUUGGAAACACUGAUUAUUAUUCAGGGCUUGUACACAGUCUUAACCCGGCCUAAUGUACUUAAAGAUUGGGACAGAAGGAAAAUAUUCUGCCCGUGUCAGUUGCCUUGGAAUUGUGCAAACACAACUCAGUGACCUGUCUGCCUGGUGGAAAGAAUGUAUUGAUCCUGGUUUGCUGUCUACUUGUAUUACAAGUACAGAAUUGAAGAUACGACAGCUGGUGUUUUGAACUGUAUGACUCAGCAAUGUAGCUGUCAGGUUGGUUUUGGAGUGGUAGGAGGCAUGGAGAAUACACAGACUUGUGGAUAUGACUAUGUAUGUAAAUUGAGAGCUAAUGAAUAAAAAAGAGACUAUCGUGUAACGAACUCAGGUUUAGACAGAACCCAGAUGUACAGUUGAACAUGACAAUUAAAUAUCUCACCCUGGAAAGCCAGGAAAAUACA